Rhinolophus ferrumequinum (greater horseshoe bat) is the source of this 1170-nucleotide messenger RNA. RefSeq names its product isocitrate dehydrogenase [NAD] subunit gamma, mitochondrial-like. Gene Ontology annotation, cellular component: mitochondrion. Lineage: Eukaryota; Metazoa; Chordata; Mammalia; Chiroptera; Rhinolophidae. The record is from RefSeq and is a predicted model, not a curated record. Bases 1 to 1170 code for a protein of 389 amino acids. Gene Ontology annotation, biological process: isocitrate metabolic process; tricarboxylic acid cycle. The transcript has a single exon.
AUGACCAUGGCACGGAAGAUGCUGACAACUGCCAGUUGCUUUGUGAAGGCCGUGUUCCGAUCUACUAUUUUCAGCCAUUCUUGGGAGAUUUUACCUGGCCGUGAGAUCUCACCGAGGAGCUUCUCACUCAAGUACAGUGUCCCUCCAUCAGCCAAGUAUGGUGGACGGCACACGGUGUCUAUGAUUCCCGGGGAUGGCGUCGGGCCUGAGCUCAUGCUGCAAGUCCAGACUGUGUUCAGACGCGCCUGUGUGCCUGUGGACUUUGAAGUGGUGCAAACUAGCUCUGCUGCUUGCGAGGAGGACUUUCACAGUGCCAUCAUGUCCGUUCGUCGAAACCGUGUGGCCUUGAAGGGCCACAUUGAAACGAACCACAACCUGCCACCAUCCCACAGAUCCCUCAACAGCCUGUUUCGCACCACUCUGGAUCUCUACGCUAAUGUUAUCCACUUUAAGAGUCUGCCAGGUGUGAGGACCCGGCACGGUAACAUAGACAUCCUCGCUAUCCGGGAAAACACAGAGGGUGAAUACAGCAACCUGGAAUACGAGAGUGUGAAAGGAGUGAUAGAGAGCCUGAAGAUCAUUACUGAGGUCAGAUCUUUGCGCAUUGCCGAAUAUGCCUUCCAGCUGGCCCAGGAGAUGGGGCGCAGGAAAGUGACGGCUGUGCACAACGCCAACAUCAUGAAACUGGGAGAUGGUCUCUUCCUGCAGUGUUGUCGGGAGGUGGCGUCCCGCUAUCCUCAGAUCACCAUGGAAGACAUGGUUGUGGAUAAAGCCACCAUGCAGCUGGUAUCCCAACCCCAACAGUUUGACGUCAUGGUGAUGCCCAAUCUUUAUGGCAACGUUGUCAACAGUAUCUGCACAGGGUUGGUUGGAGGACCAGGCCUUGUGCCUUGUGCCUGCUAUGGUCCCACAUAUGCAAUGUUUGAAACAGCUGCAAAGCAAUCAGGCAGGGAUAUAGCCAAUAAGAAUAUGGCCAACCCGACGGCCAUGCUGCUGGCAAGUUGUAUCAUGCUGGAUUACCUCAAGCUCCACUGCUAUGCCACCACCAUUCGUACUGCAGUCUUGACAUCUUUGGCGAACAAACAUGUUCAUACUCCAGACAUUGGAGGCCAGGGUACCACAUUGGAUGUCAUUAAAGAUAUCAUAAAUCAUAUCAGUGCUACCAAUUAA